AUGUAUUUCAUAUUUUUUAUAAUCGUUCGCAUUGCUGACGCAGUUGGAAGUGAGCAACUACGCCAUGAAGGCGCUUUCAAGCAAACAACUGAUGAGCAACGGCUUUUGCAUUACUUGCUAAAGGAAUACGAGAAGGCCGUGAGGCCCGUGAGAAAUGCUUCAAAUACCGUAGUAGUAAAGUUAGGCCUGACAAUGACUAAUAUAUUUGAUAUGGAUGAAAAAAAUCAAGUGUUAACAAUGAAUGUCUGGCUAGAGCAGGCUAGUACUACUAUUUCCCUUAUUCAGGAGUGGAAAGAUGAAUUAUUAGUUUGGGAUCCAGAACAAUUUGAUGGCAUUAAAUCUAUUCGGGUGCCAUGUAAUCUAAUAUGGUUGCCUGAUAUUGUUCUUUAUAAUAAUGCUGAUGACUACACAAACAAUUAUGUGCCUUCACGGGCGAUGUUAUUUUAUGACGGUACUGUAUUUUGGCCUCCUCUAACACAACUUCGAAGCACUUGUAAAAUUGAUGUUACUUAUUUUCCGUUUGAUAGCCAACAAUGUGGACUUAAAUUUGGUUCAUGGUCGUAUGAUGGCUUACAAGUGGAUAUUAUAAAUCGUAGCCAAAAUAUUGACUUGAGUAAUUAUGGGGAAUCUGGAGAAUUUGAUUUAAUACGAGUGUUCCAGAAACGUAGAACUGUUAAGUAUACAUGUUGUCCAGAACAUUAUCCAGAUCUAACAUUCUAUAUUUACGUGAGACGAAAGACUUUGUAUUAUUUGUAUAAUAUUGUAUUUCCAUGCUCAAUGAUGUCUAUUUUAACACUUCUUGUAUUUUUGCUUCCACCUGAUUCAGGUGAAAAAAUAGCACUAGGCAUCACUGUACUUCUUGCAUUUUUGGUAUUUGUGAUUGCAAUAGCAGAAAAAAUGCCAGAGACUAGCGAUUCAGUGCCCUUAAUAGGAAUUUACCUAACUGUUGUGAUGCUUAUGACUAGCAUCUCAGUAGUGAUGACUGUUGUGGUACUCAAUUUUCACCACCGCGGUCGAUUUAACCAGCCUGUACCGGAAUGGAUCCGUGUGAUUGUCUUGAAAAAACUACGAAAUUAUCUGAACAUGAAAUUAGAGUACUCAUCAAAUAAAAAUAAUAAACUGCUCAUGCCGAAUGGUCAAAUCCGCAGUUUGAGUUCACAAAAAACUACUCGUGAGAAUUUUUUGGCAUUACUUGUAUCAAAUAAUAAUCAUCAUCAUAAUCAUAAUUAUGAUGAUGACGAUGAUCUUAAUCAUCGGCAAUUUGCGAUCAGUUAUGAUGUAUUCUAGGC
Thelazia callipaeda (thelaziosis nematode) is the source of this 1289-nucleotide messenger RNA. The record is from the annotation of a GenBank genome assembly. NCBI's taxonomy places the organism in Eukaryota, Metazoa, Nematoda, Chromadorea, Rhabditida, Thelaziidae.